Messenger RNA from Sorghum bicolor (sorghum), 1073 nucleotides. RefSeq lists its product as uncharacterized. Lineage: Eukaryota; Viridiplantae; Streptophyta; Magnoliopsida; Poales; Poaceae. The coding region runs from base 242 to 757 and encodes 171 amino acids. The record is from RefSeq and is a predicted model, not a curated record. The transcript is spliced from 3 exons.
CGCCGCUAUUUCUACCUCCCCGCCGGCGCUACUCGUCGCGCUCUCCACCGGUCGCUAGCUCGUCCGCUCUCUCUCCAUCCAUCCAUCCCCGUCCCCGCGAUCGCCGAGCUAGCUCGAUCUCCACUCUCCAGCAGAGUCUAGAAGCACACGUCCGUCCGGCGGCUUCCGUCGUCACGGAAGCUAGCUAGCUAGACAGCGCGCGCCGGGGCCCGGACGGCCGGUUUCUCUCUCGGCGGCGGCCAUGAACGACGACGCCUCCUCGUCUCCGGCUUCGUACAUCAGACUGGUGCAGCAUCUGAUCGAGAAGUGCAUCUGCUACAAAUUGAACAAGGAGGAGUGCAUGGAGACGUUGGAGAAGCACGCCAAAAUCAUGCCCGUCAUCACAUCCACCGUGUGGAAGGAACUGGAGAAGGAGAACAAGGAGUUCUUCGAGACGUACAAGAAGGAUCGGGGAGUAGGCCCGAACACGAACCAGGAAGCGGCUACUACUACUGGUCAUCAUCCUUCGCGCGUCCAACAGAGCUGCUGCUCACAAGAGUCGACGACGACGAUGCUGCAGCAGAAGAAUCUAUCUGGCGAACAGGAACAGCGCGUCGUGGAGAAGGAGAAGAGGGAGUUGUUCGAGACGUACAAGAAGGAUCGGGGAGAAGAGUCAACGCUGCAGAAGAAGAAUCCAUGUGAUGUACAGGAAAAGCGCGUCGUGGAGAAGGAGAAGAGGAAGAAUCCUUGUGCUUCCAAGAGCUCACACGACAACUAGAACUCUCGCUCGAUCCAUCAGUUGCUCUAGCUAUAUAUAUAUCAGCAUCAUCGCCAGUGUGAUUAUGUGUGUAAUAUAAGUACGUACGUAGGGGCCUGCAUAGUCAUGUGUAUUAUUAUGAAUAGAUAGAUUUCUGUAGAUUAAUCCUAGUAGCAGUAGCACUCAGGACGAUCGAACAUUCUCGAUCUACAGGCACUGCCGUAGUACCAUACGCAGCAAGCAGGGUAGGGGGCUGCGUUGCAUGCAUGUGUGGGGGCCCUGCACACGUGGCGGGCGAAUAUUCACCCAGAGCUAGCUAUGCUUGUUUUGAAGGACA